AUGAAGCCGAGUACAAACAAAAUCCUUAAAAUUCUUCGUUUGCGAGUGCGCACGAAAGAAGGCAAAUUAAGAAGACGUUAUUCCCGAAGGCUGCAGGCUCAUGUCGGUGGUAGCCCAGGAGGAGGUCUCCAACUUUUGGGAAGGGACCUGCAUCCUGCGUACCGAUUGCCACCUCACAUGGAGUACCUUUAUUCCCUUCAGCAUUCCACCAAUAACUCAAUACACGGUUUAGGAAUAAGUUCAGAGUAUCUCAGCGCGAGAGGUCUAACAGAACUGCAUCCUUCUUCCACGUUGGCUAGCAGCGAAUUCCCCUUUAGCAUAGAUGGAUCUCGGCUGAACAGCCCCCGUCCAGGGAGCAUUCGGCAGUCGCGGAAGCGCGCCCUCUCCUCCUCCCCUUACUCGGACUCCUUCGACAUAAACUCGAUGAUCCGAUUCUCUCCCAACUCCCUCGCGUCGAUCAUGAACGGGUCGCGAUCUUCCAGCGCCAGUGGAUCCUACGGUCAUCUAUCGGCCGGCGCGAUAAGCCCGGCCCUCAGCAUGCACCCUGGGGUGCACCUGCAGCAACUCCAGGCGCACCUGAUGAGGAGCGCCGGGUCGCUGCUGCCCCUCCCGCACGCCGCGCCUCCCCCGCACCCCAUGUACUCCCUUGGACACCAUCCGUUGCACGUGUCUUCGCACAAUGUUUGUAAGACUGAGACAUUAAGUGAUAGGAAAAAAUCCGACACGAGUACGCUCACGCAGCUGGACGUUGAUUCGGCGUCGCUACGAAAACAUAAAAUCAAGAAGGAACCUUCGCUGGUGAAUUGUAAUACCAACGAUGGCCACAAUGACCCCACAGACCUUAAAGACGAACCAGGGGAUUUCAUUGAGACUAACUGUCAUUGGAAAGACUGCUCGACUGAAUUCGGUACACAAGAUGAACUAGUUAAGCAUAUCAACAACGACCACAUUCAUGCAAACAAAAAGUCUUUUGUAUGUAGAUGGGAAGGAUGUUCGAGAGCGGAAAAACCCUUCAAAGCUCAAUACAUGCUGGUGGUCCAUAUGAGAAGGCAUACGGGCGAAAAACCCCAUAAAUGCACGUUUGAAGGGUGUAUAAAAGCCUACUCACGAUUGGAAAAUCUUAAAACGCACUUAAGAUCUCACACUGGCGAAAAACCAUACACCUGCGAAUACCCUGGAUGUUCGAAGGCAUUUAGUAACGCUUCUGACAGAGCGAAACACCAAAACAGAACGCAUAGUAAUGAAAAACCCUAUGUGUGUAAGGCACCAGGUUGUACAAAACGGUAUACAGAUCCUAGUUCGCUAAGAAAACACGUGAAGACAGUUCACGGAGCUGAUUUCUACGCAAAGAAGAAGCACAAGGGCUCCGGUGAUGGUCCCAAUGAUGACGGUCCAGCCGGCCUGGACUCCAGUCCUCGGAGCGAAGACAUGCAGAGCCACAAAACCGCGAGUCUCAGCAGUCCGAGCAUCAAAUCCGAGUCCGAUCUCAACUCGCCCGGACAUCACCAACAAGGCAGUCCUUUGGGUGCCACACAACUCGCUGGUGGAUGCCCGGAAGAUUUCAACUUGGAGCCUACACAAAGAACGGAAGCUGUGGAUGACACGUGGCAAUAUGAUGUUGACUUGGAAAUCGACGAGCUUCCGAAUGUUCUUAGGAGUAUAGUUGGAAUUGGUGGUCCCGAUCGAGGAGGUGUGGCAAUUCAAGACCGCACACCGCGUGUCAGAAUGAAGCCAAGAAUUUCCUCUGUAAAACCUUCACCCAUCAUUCCCAUGCACGGUCCUGGUAGAAAGUUCGGCAUUAACGAUCUUAACCAAAAGAUUAACCACCUGAAGAUGGAGGAUAGAGGUGUUCCGCAAACUAAUCUUCCCCAGCAAAGGUUGCAUCCUUCAGGAAACCUGACUCAAGUACAAAUAAGGAGAGAUAGCACCUCUACGGUGGGUUCAUCUCACUACGGAAGCAUGAAAAGUGCUGAUGCCAGCAGAAAGAGUAGUUUGGCAUCGCAGGCUUCCAGUAUGCGUCCAGGAAUGGGACAAGGAUCCUUCUACGAUUCUGCUAUUUCCUCUAGAAGGUCAAGUCAAUUGAGUAACGCGACCACUGGAGGAGUGUCAGUUCCUCCUGCUCCACCAUCUCAUCUUCUAGUAGGACAAUUACAAAAGCUCCAGAACUCCCCAACAAGGACGAACUCGAAUUUAGUACUACAGACUCAAAACAUGUCCCUGCAACAAACUGCAAUCCAGCAAACCUGGCAUUCGGGAUUAAUGUCUGAUAGUGUAAGAGCAUCAAAUACAACUGCAGCAAGUACCGAUACGACAAGGCGUAUGUCUGAACCAUGUCACACCAUAACCGACAGAAAGAGCCCACCACCAAGGCCUGCCUCUGUUACGCUUUCACCCUUGAAGGGAACCCUUAGUUCCACGGAACUGCAUCCUAAUCAAGCGGUGGUAUUGGACGAAGUGGGAGAAGGUGAAAUGGUCGAAAAUAAGUUGGUGAUUCCUGACGAUAUGGUGGUAUAUUUAAACCAAGUUGCCGAUAACCAAAACACCGAAUUCACCCACAUGAGCUGGUGCGAAUCUUCUCCAAAACCUCCAAAUCAGAUGAUGCCACCUUCCCCUCCCCAAUUCUCCGCAGCACCUCCAGUUCAAAAUCAACCUGCACCUGCACCUGCACAAAUUAAACCGCCUCAAUCUGCGGCAAACUUAAAUCAAAUGAUACCAAGCCCGUCGGUUAAUCUGAACCAAGUGAUGCAUUCGCCAUCGACAAACUUAAACCAGAUGCUGCCGUCACCGGCAUCCACAUUGAACCACAUGAUGCCUUCACCGGGUGCCAACCAAAUGGUUCAUUCUCCUGCCACCAAUCUCAAUCACCAAGUGAUGUCGCCGCAGUCGGUUUACAAUCAAAUGAUGCCAUCCCCUUCAUCGAACUUCCAAAAUCCGAUGUUGUCGCCUGCACCUAGCGUGCACCAGAUGGUUCCAUCUCCGGCGCAAACUAACUUAAACCAAAUGGUGCCUUCUCCGAUGUCUGUAAGAUGCCAUCCUCAUCUAAUGUCUCCCGGCACAACGAUACAUUCCAUGCCAUCACCCGCAAUGUCUCAAAGUCAAAUGAUGGGCAACCAAAUGGGUUCACAGCAGCCGUGCUAUACCAGACCAAUUAACCACAAUGGCUGCUACGUACCACAUCCCAAUAACAACUGGGAUCAAAAUAGGAUGUGCCAGAACCAAAGUCAAAUGUCACAGCAGCAAAGCAUGUGCGGUAGUGAGUACAACAACCCACAUUGCAGGCCAAUGCCAAUGAACAAUGGUUACAAUCAAUGUCAAAAUCAUGCCAACUAUCAGAUGUGCAACCAGAACAACGUUUACUGUAAACCGAUGAACCAAAAUUAUCAAUGCAAUACAUAUCAGCAGAACCAAGGUUAUAACUGCAUGCCGAACAUGACUGAACCGCUUACAUCCCCUGCGAUUGCGACUCCAGCACCGACGGAAAUGAUGAACCAGCCCCAACAGGCGCAAAUGACGAGGCCGUGCACCCACUACAACAGCCAGAACUGCUAUCAGCCACCUUACAACGGCAACGGGCAGUGCAUGCCGAACUGCAACUGCAAAAACGGUCCUUACCCUCAACAAAGCAAGUGCUUCCAGAGGUGCGGCAGCGAGAUCCAAUGCAAAGACGUCAGUCAGUCGCAAAUGUCGCCUGGAGUAGCGAAUGGGGCGCCGAGCGUGCAAAACGGAGGGCUGACUACGCUGGGAAUGCGGCAGGACACCUACCAAAGAACUUUGGAGUACGUGCAGAAUUGCCAAUCGUGGGUGACGGGUAAUCCCGAAUCGGUGACGAGCAGCACGCAUCCAGCCGCCGCUGUUGGGGAGCCAACCCCUGUCCCACCCUCCUCCAACAUGGUAGUGAACGACAUGACGUCGUCGCUAAGUUCCCUUCUCGAAGAGAACCGGUACUUGCAAUUGAUUCAAUAAUACUGUUUUUAUAAUUUCUGUAAAAAUGUACAUAUUGUGAUAUUAAUGUUGUAAUUACGAGUUGAGUGUAUUCGAGCAAUAUUUAAUUAGAAGGCUUUAACUUUUUUUUUGUUUUUGUGAAUAAGAUGAAUUCUAUGUGAAUGUGUAAAAUAAAUAAAUGUUUAAUUUCAAAUUUGUAAAACAAGCUAUUAUUUAUGUUAUUUUAGUUAUUCGAGGGAUCACGACAAAGAUCUCAAAUAGGUUUAAGGACAAUUACUGCCAUGACAAAUAUUGUUGUAUAUUACAUAAUCUGUAAGAGUUUUAUAUUUCUAUUUGCAAUGAAGAUAUUUAACAAAAUAAAUGCUUAAAA
Brassicogethes aeneus is the source of this 4312-nucleotide messenger RNA. The record is from the annotation of a GenBank genome assembly. NCBI's taxonomy places the organism in Eukaryota, Metazoa, Arthropoda, Insecta, Coleoptera, Nitidulidae.